AUGAACUCUGGUAAUUUUGUUCAAGAAAAAGGUAAAGGAAAAAGCACUACUUCUCAUUUAGAAAUUUCAAGUGAAAAUGCUUCAACUAAAAGAAAAAAAGAUGAAAAUAUAAAUUUCACGAUAGCAGCCACUCUUCAGGAGCUCGAAGGCUUAUCAGGACAAGCUUUAUUAAGAAUGAUUUUAGAGAACAAAUUGUAUACUUUUUAUGAUGAUAAUAAGCAUGUUUAUUGUCAAAGUUGUCAAAAACCAAUAACACUACAUCAUUCAAAUGAUGGAGUUAGGUUAAAGGAACAUAUCAUUACUCCAACGCAUAUCGGAAAAUCUCAGGAAAAAACAGAUAAUAAUUUUAUUGAUUUGACUGAAUCAGCUGAUGAUAAUGAUGAUAUUGUAUUAAUAUCACAAAGAAAUCAAAAUCAAAAACCCUUGGAAAUGACAUCUAAAGAUUCUAAACAAUAUGUUUGUAAUGGAUUUUUCGGGUCUGAGUAUGCUAAUGAUGAUUUAUAUAAUGGAUUAAAUCGUGCAGGAGGUUAUUUUAAAAGUAUAAAGUGCCUUGAGUAUUGUUCCAAAAAAUGGUGUUAUGAAUGUGGCCAAUUAGCAAAAAAUGAAGCAUUUAAUAGAAGAAAGCGAGAAUACCAAAAAUUGAAUUGGUUAGGCAGGAUAUAUAAACCUGAUUCUGAACUUCAAGUUGAAUUAGGAUUAACUAAGGAAUCAGGAUCAAUUAUAGCUGAAAAAUUUCCUCUUGAACUUCAUUUGCUUGAAG
Molecule: messenger RNA, 760 nt
Organism: Funneliformis caledonium
Lineage: Eukaryota; Fungi; Glomeromycota; Glomeromycetes; Glomerales; Glomeraceae
Source: the annotation of a GenBank genome assembly